Messenger RNA from Triticum urartu, 695 nucleotides. RefSeq names its product ras-related protein RIC2. The record is from RefSeq and is a predicted model, not a curated record. Lineage: Eukaryota; Viridiplantae; Streptophyta; Magnoliopsida; Poales; Poaceae. Gene Ontology annotation, molecular function: GTPase activity; GTP binding.
GCAGCAGCCAGUUCACACUGUGUCGCUGUCGCCCAUUACUGCUCCGUCGUUGUUCACAGCGACGCCAACGCUGCACCCAGACCCCGCGAGAUCCAGAGCCUAGCACUAGCAGGUCGGGGAGGAAGAAGGUCCAGGACCCGCGAGGCAGGGAGGCGAUGGCGGGCAGCGGAGGCGGCGCGUACAGGGCGGAGGACGACUACGACUACCUCUUCAAGGCGGUGAUCAUCGGCGACUCCGGCGUCGGCAAGUCCAACCUGCUCUCGCGCUUCACCAAGAACGAGUUCUGCCUCGAAUCCAAGUCCACCAUCGGGGUCGAGUUCGCCACCCGCAGCCUCCAGGUCGACGGCAAGGUCGUCAAGGCCCAGAUUUGGGACACCGCCGGCCAGGAGAGAUACCGUGCUAUCACAAGUGCCUAUUAUAGAGGAGCAGUAGGCGCGUUGCUUGUGUAUGAUGUCACUCGCCGUGCUACAUUCGACAAUGUGGCACGCUGGCUAAAAGAGCUGAGAGAUCACACUGAUGCUAGCAUUGUUGUCAUGUUAGUUGGCAACAAAUCUGAUCUUCGUCACCUGGUGGCUGUUUCAACUGAAGAUGGGCAGGAAUAUGCUGAGGCGGAGUCACUGUACUUCAUGGAAACAUCUGCAUUAGACGCGACAAAUGUAGACAACGCUUUCUCAGAAGUUUUGACUCAGAUAUAC